AUGUCCAACGAUCUUCUCGAUGAUCCCAUGGAUACAGGAGCGCCGGUACGUUCAUUUUUAGUGUAAAAUCGAAUAAAGCCACUCAAAAAUCAAGUUAUCAUCAAAAGAAAUCAGAAAAAUCCGUGGUUUUUGUUAAAUUUUCAAGGUUCUCGAAAUUUUGUGCAGAGAAGCUGUUAUUGAACGAAAUUCAUAUGUUUUGUCGGGUUUCAGGCGGGAGCACUUCCAGCAGCUCCGCCAAUGGAGCAAGCGGGCGAAGAGCCGCAGCCGCAGCCGCCGCGAAUCGAGGAGGACCGGGAGGCGGACGCGGGGAAACAGCGAGUUCCGAUCGAUAUGAACACGUUGGCGGCGGAUCUGAUCGCCGGCCAGACUGCCUCAAACAUCCGGAUGGAGGAGAAGAGGGACCGCGAGGCGUUCGACGAGGCCUACGAUUUGAACGUUUCCGAGCCGGCCGUCGAUCUCGAGGCUCUCGCCUGUUUCUACGAGGGCGACGCCUUCUUUCUCAGGUUUGUCCUUUUUACGCGAAUUUUCACGAUGAUUUCCGACUUUUUAAGCUCACGAAUGAUCGAUUUGAGAAUAUUUACUACGAAAAUACUCGGAUUUUUGUACUUUUCAAUUCAGAUGCCGUUUCGUGGCGAAACAUUGUACGGCUCUGCGAGCGGACGCGUACAUUUCGCUCAUCAAUUAUCUGAAGGAAGAAACGAAGGACAUCGGUCACUACAUAGCUUUUUUCAACGAACUCGACACCGAAUUGGGCCGAGAAAGGACGUACGUCAGCCUGUCUGCGCCCCUGAAGGAUCACAAGUGGGUCGAGGAAACGGGCAUCGGCUGGCAGACACGACUUGACGCUCUUCAGGUCAGCAAAUAACCCAUUCACGAUAAAAAACUACUAGUUUUGCUGACAUUCAAAAAAUCCUCCGUUGCAGUUAGAAUACAAGCGCCACAAGGACGAAGGAGUGAAAGAGUCGACGCGCCGAGCGAUGGAGGACCUCUUUCAGCACUAUUUGAUCGCCGGACGGGUUGAAGAGGCGAUCCGAUUGUAUUCGAGAGGAAUCAGGGACUACUGCACCCAACUCAAACACUCCAUCAAUGUGAGAAUGCCUUCGACUGGCUUCGAGGCUCGAGAAUGCUCGAGAAUGCUCGAGAAUGCUCGAGAGCUCGAGAGAGGCUCGAGAAUGGCUUCGACUCUUGGACCACUUUUAAUAGCCCGAUCGGUCCCAAGCUUUGCAGGCUUAUUGGACUUGGAUUAAUGUAUUUCGGGACCAAAUUUCAGAUCCAUUCGAUUAUCUGGUCCCGAGAUAUACUGAUUUAUCGAAAAUCCCAGAUUUUUGGUCCGGAUCAGUCUGAAUCUUGGACCCAAAACACUUCAAUCCAAGUCCAAGAAGCCUGCAACGAUUGAGCCCGAUUGGAUUAUUGCAAGUGGGUCAACGGUCCAGUCCUCAAAAGCCUUCGACAAGCCUGAGAUGCCUUUUGCCUGGAAAUGUUACAUUUUUACGAUUUGUUUAUGAAGCUGAUCGAAUCAAAAUGAAUUUUACUUCAAUUCAGAUGUGGCUGAACUGGAUCGAAGUCUCAAUUAUGGCCAACGACUGGAACCGUCUCGAAAGUAUCACUAACACGGCCCACCGAUCUCUUAAAGACGCCGAUGACGCCGAAAAAGUUGGUGUCAAUCCGAAUCCCCAAAUUUGGUGUAGUUUACUGGAAACUUCGAAAAAAAACUAUAUCAUCUCGCAAAAUUGUCAGUUUUUCGAAUUUCAGACGUUCUCGGCAGUGUUCGUCAGAAAUUGCGCAAGCUUUUCACAGUUUCCAAGAGAACUUUCCGCAAAAAUUGCAUCUAGUGCCAAAAAUCAUAAAAUUUUCGCGAAUUCCAGGCGUCGCACACCCAGCAGCAGCAACGUGGCGAGAAUGCGACGUACAUGCUGGAGCCGCCGGCGCAAGGCGCGCCGAGCAUGACGAACCGGCAGCUGAUCGAGACGGCGCUGGCGAAAGUGCUGACUGCGCAGGUGCUGCUCAAACUGAGGAACGGACGGUACGCGCAAGUGGCCACCGACGUGCUGCUAAUCAAAACGGAACACUUGCAAGCCAAGUGGUUCGUCACCGCCUCGGAUCUGGGCAUCUACGCGAUGCUGUGUGCGAUGGCGACGAUGGAGAGGGCCAAGUUGCGGGCGGCGGUCAGCGGAAACGGCGCCUUCCGGAGACUUCUCGAGUCGGAGCCACAUUUCAUCGAACUGCUCAAUUCGUACACGUCCAGCCGCUUCGGACGAUGCUUCGAGAUUAUGUACGCCGUCAAGAAUCGGGUAAUCUUUGCUGCUCUUUUGCCAACUUUUGCCAACUUUUCAAAUGCAUUCGAAAAACGACUAUUUUUCAGCUGCUGCUGGAUCCGUUCAUGUCUCGCAACGUGGACACUUUGUUCACGAUGAUCCGUCGCAAGUGCGUGGUGCAGUACCUGCAGCCGUAUUCCUCGGUCAAGCUGGAGACGAUGUGUGCCGCUCUGGGCACGACCGUUCAGGAAUUGCAGCUCUCUCUUCUGGAUUUGUGCGAGAGCAAGAGCAUUUCGCUGCGAAUCGACCAGAGCGUAGGAGUGAUCCGCAUGAUCGACGAGACCGACGAGGCGACCACGCUGAGAAGGUCUACUCUUACUUACUUGAUUUUAUUUGUAAAAAUGUAGAGCUGAGAAAAAACCGGUCUAUUGGAUCUCUUACAAUAUUCCGAUCGGACCUAAACUUUGCAGGCUUCUUGGACUUGGAUUAAAGUUUUAUGGGCUCAAGUUUCAGACCGAUCCGGUUAUCUGAUCUCGAGAUAUAUUGACUUAGGGCAAAAGACAGAGUUUUCCGGAUAAUCCGAUCGAUCUGAAACUUGGACCCAAAAAGCUUUGAUCCAAGUCCAAGAAGACUGCAAUAGGUGUUUUGAGUUGAGUUCGGGACAGGCGAGUGGGAGGGGCCUGGCUUGGAUAAAUUUUCCGACAUUUUUCCUACUUUCAGAGUAAACGAAACGUGUGAUCGUGCAAUUUUGCGCGCCAGAUCACUUUUGUGGAAGACCACUUUGGCGAGUGCGAACAUUCAUUCGAUUGUCGAUAAGGAGACGAGACAGAAGAGAAAACAGCAUGGUGAGCCGCAAUUUGUGAUUACAGUUGUGCUAGAAGAAUGAUGUUUUUGUAGGUCGUGACCGCAUGGGAUUGGACGAGGACGAACUGAUCGCGGUGAACGAGAUGCGACGCGGCGCGCAUCAGCGAAUCGAAGGAUCCUCGUCGACGACCUCGACCGCCGCGCCCAUUUCCGACGACUUUGCCGUGUUCGAGUCGGUCGAGCAAGUGCCGUUCGACGAGGAUCUCGGCGAUAUUUGA
This is a messenger RNA of Caenorhabditis sp. 36 PRJEB53466, 3337 nucleotides long. Lineage: Eukaryota; Metazoa; Nematoda; Chromadorea; Rhabditida; Rhabditidae. The record is from the annotation of a GenBank genome assembly.